AUGCGCCCUGAUUACUUGCUCCUUUAUGAACUGCUGGUUGACGUCAUGAGAGCGGGAAAGUUCAGGUAUUCGGACCCAUACGACUGGGAAAUUCGAGGAAAAAAUGAGGAACACAGAGAGUCUUUUGAAAAGAAAAAAGGAGCCUGGUCUGCAUCAAGCACGGAAGGAGCAAAACCUUCGCAGUCGAUCAGUGCUGAAGGUCAACAUGCUACUACAACAAAGCAGUCAGAAACCAUGAUUUAUCAGCUCAUAACCGAAAGUAACCCCUUCCCCCAAGAGUUUUUCGCCUUGAAUGCACUGGGAUUCUGA
Molecule: messenger RNA, 309 nt
Organism: Haemonchus placei
Lineage: Eukaryota; Metazoa; Nematoda; Chromadorea; Rhabditida; Trichostrongylidae
Source: the annotation of a GenBank genome assembly